CUGUGUUCAGUGUGAGGAGAGUCUUUGUAACACAAUUUUGCACAAACCCAACAGAUAAAAUGGAACUUUGUAAGAAGACUUUUCAUGUGAAGAAGAGGGACUGUGCAGAACUGCAAUGCUGUGUUUGCAAACAAAAUUACAGCGAUUGGGUAAUCCCAAGGAGUUUGCCAUGCGGUCAUUCAGUUUGUUCAGUAUGCAUAAGCCAGAUAGUACUCCACAGAAAGAGCUGUCCUGAAUGCAGAACCCCAUUCCAAGAGGACACUGCUCAGGACCUGCCAGUUAACCAUUCCAUUCAGAGAUUGUCUCGCGUGCUAAACUUUAAAGGACCCGAUCAUGAUGGAAACCUACAACUGGAAUUUCCAAUUACGUUUCAGCAUUCCAGAAAGCAAGAGAAUGCUGGCAAGUGCCCAAAUCACGGACUCUGUAUGUUCUUCAUGUGUUUGCGUUGUCUCGUUCCGGUGUGUCGGAACUGUCUCGUACAAGACCAUUUAGAUUUUCCGUUUGGUCAGUGUUUCAUAAAGCCUCUUGUGGUUGCCAUUGAAGAUAUUCUGAUUUCUUGGACUCGAGUAACAGAAAGAUAUAUAGAAGAAGCUCAGUUAAAGCAUGAUGAAUUACUUUAUAUCCAAAAUAUAUUAAAAAUGAUUGAAAAAAUUCAAGAAACCCUGGAUUUAUAUGCCACUCGCAUAAAACAAGUCAGAGUCCUAAAUGGAGAUGUCGUUGGUGAAAUAAACACCUGGAAAUCUAUUCUGGAUGCUCUAAGAACAUGUCAUAGAAACCUGAAAAAUUGUUCGUCUUCUGAAGAGAUCAAGUCUUUAUUGUUGCGUGUAGCUACUGUUCACGCAGACCACAUGAGCCUGAAGGAAGAAGGAAAGCAAGAAUUGAUGUUAAACUCCUUGAAAAGUCUCACUGAAAUUAUGGAUUUGACGAAGCUGUUAGACACCGGGAGGCCGAUCUACGCAGUAAAUGGAGGCACUGACGGUCACGCCAGAUGGGCUUUUGUUACCCGUAAACACCAACGCGUCCUUCUGUACUCUUUGAAAGACGGACAACACCCUCAAGACGGAUUUUGUAUACCGUACGAUCUGGUGCGGGAAAAGAUUCCAUUAGAUAGUCCUCAUGUUUUUUUCGAGAUAUCUUUCGAUGGAGAAGACAGAGGUCAUGUUUAUGUCCGCAUGUUUGGAGAUACUCCGCGUAGUCGCCAGACUGUCCUCCUAUGUUCAGGAGAAAUGGGACCUUCAUACAAAAAUACUUGCUUUUACAAGGCAGCUCACUACAGGAAUGGCUGUUACCUCAUCAGUGGAGGUGACUAUGAAAACAAUGAUGGCUCUGGAGGUCAUGCUAUAGUGGAUGGCAUCAUCAGUGGUGAGCCUUAUUUACAUGAGGUCAUAGCUGGAUUGUUUGUCAGUUGGCCCUCCCAUGAAUAUUGGCAUUUGGGCAGUUUUGAUAUCUAUCUCAAUGAUACCCCUGGUAUAUACGACCAUUCAGCUCACGGUGCUGUUGAGGAGGGGUUGGAAAUAUUGAAGGAAGCAGCACUCGUCACGCCAGUUACUCGGACAUGUGUCUCGGACUGUGGCUUGGUUGUACCAAUAAAAUAAAAUGUAAAGCAGAAACCCUAGACUAGCCAACUUUCACAUCUGUAAUAGUUUCAUGAAAUAUCACAAAUACUUGGUAAUUUGUAUUUUUCCUAGCUACACUUAGCUCGAACUA
Molecule: messenger RNA, 1707 nt
Organism: Macrobrachium nipponense
Lineage: Eukaryota; Metazoa; Arthropoda; Malacostraca; Decapoda; Palaemonidae
Exons: 4
Coding region: 60-1595 (511 amino acids)
Source: RefSeq, a predicted model, not a curated record